UAACUUCAGAGUGUUUAGCAGCUGAUUUGGAUUCGUAAGUUGAGCGAAUGACACAUUGUUUUUUUAAUAAGGUUGUUGAACUUUUCCAACUUUUCCAAUUGGUAAGAUCUGAUAAGAGUACUUUGAAAGACAGUAUUUAAAAGUUUUACAUACUCAUGUAGGUGAAAGUGAUUCAUAGGCUUUAUACAUAACUGUUGUGAUAAGUGAAACGUUUUGAGGUUAGAAUUGAAAUUAAAGUUGUGCAAGUUUCGCGAUUGUUUAAAAAAUAUAUUAUAAAAUGGAAAAAAUGAAGCAGUCUGCGUGGUGGCUAUUUACACUAUUUGGAAUUCCUGUCACAUUUCCCUGGUUGCUGUAUUAUUUAUACAAUGUAAUGAUGUUUAAAAGAAGAAAAGCUCUCCUCAGUGGCAAGGUGGUUAUGAUAACCGGAGCGAGCUCAGGCUUAGGGGAAGCUUUGGCUCACAUUUACUACAGUUGUGGUUGUCGUUUAAUUUUAAUAUCGAGAAGAAGAGAUGAAUUGCAACGAGUUAAAGACACGCUAAUGAAUAUUCACUAUACAGUUCCGACACACCCUCCUGUGAUUCUACCACUAGAUUUGACUGAAAUUAAUUCCUUGAACUCGGAAGUAGAGAAGGUCUUAAAAAUACAUGGAAGAGUCGAUAUUCUCAUAAAUAAUGCUGGAAUUUCCUACAGAGGAGAAGUAGAAAAUACAAAUGUGGACGUCUAUAUCAAAGUGAUGCUCAUCAAUUAUUUCGCUCAAGUCGCUAUGACUAAGGCUGUCUUGCCAUCAAUGAUGGAACAGCGUUCUGGACACAUCAUUUGUAUAAGCAGCGUUCAAGGAAAAAUGGCAAUCCCAUAUAGAUCAGCAUACGCAGCUUCGAAACAUGCACUACAAGCUUGGAGCGAUUCUCUUAGAGCAGAAAUUUCUGAUAAAAAUAUCAAAGUUACAGUAAUAAGUCCAGGUUACAUUCAAACGUCUCUUUCUCUCAACGCAUUAACGGAAUGUGGACAAAAAUACGGAGUAAUGGACGAAGCAACACAGCAAGGCUAUCCGGCAGAAAAUGUAGCUGAAGAAGUAUUGAAAUCGAUGUUGAAUGGAAGCAAGGAUGUAACAAUUUCCACCUGUUCUCCAAAGAUCGCAAUUUUAAUUCGAACCCUAUUUCCUUCUUUUUAUUUCUGGAUUAUGGAAGUAAGAGCUAAAAAAUCGAGAGACAGUGCAUCUAAAAAAGAAUAGCUAUUCGAAUGUUUUGAAAUUUGUAUAUAAUUUAUACGGUACUAGUAUCUAGUGCUAAAACAAUUAAAAGAUUUUUUGUUAAAGGUUUGGAAUAGUCGACAAAUAGAAGAUAUUGUUGUUUGUACAUUUUAUAUUAGGUGGACUAGGGUAAUAUUUAUUUGACGAUAUUACAGAUAUAUGUAUGAGAAAUAAAAAAAAUCAUUCACGACCAAUA
Molecule: messenger RNA, 1445 nt
Organism: Belonocnema kinseyi
Lineage: Eukaryota; Metazoa; Arthropoda; Insecta; Hymenoptera; Cynipidae
Product: dehydrogenase/reductase SDR family protein 7-like
Exons: 6
Coding region: 278-1231 (317 amino acids)
Cellular component (GO): membrane
Molecular function (GO): oxidoreductase activity
Source: RefSeq, a predicted model, not a curated record